Drosophila bipectinata is the source of this 1472-nucleotide messenger RNA. It is a transcript of the gene ytr, whose product is annotated as U4/U6.U5 small nuclear ribonucleoprotein 27 kDa protein yantar. Gene Ontology annotation, biological process: RNA splicing. NCBI's taxonomy places the organism in Eukaryota, Metazoa, Arthropoda, Insecta, Diptera, Drosophilidae. Gene Ontology annotation, cellular component: precatalytic spliceosome. The record is from RefSeq and is a predicted model, not a curated record.
GCUUCUGAGAAAGUUUCCUACCCCCUGAUCCCCGCCAAACAUUUUUAUCAUUCCGUUUCGGAGUCCCCCCGCGAUAAGCCUUGUUUACUCGUUUUAGAUUUAAGUUUACGCGUCCCAAGCCCCGCCGGUGUGUCGCCCAAAUAAUGCAAGACACAGAAUAGAGCAACGGCAAAGGCAACAAGAAGUACAAACGCAACAGCAAGAAACACAAGAGAGACAUGGGCCGCAGCCGAAGUCCCGCCUCGCCGGCACUGAGAAGACGCGAGAAGGAGCGCUCCGAGCGCAAGAAACGCCGGGAACGCCGCUCCAGGGAACGUGAAGCCAUCGGAGCUGGCGGCGGUAGCAGUCGCCGUGAAAGGGAGCGAGAGCGGGACAGAAGUCGCAGCCGGGAGCGGGAGCGAGAACGGGACCGGGACCGAGCGAGGGGACGGCGAUCUAGAUCGCGCUCGAGGGGCGCCGGAGGUGGCGGUGGCGGCGGAAGUAGCAGCAGCGGACCAUCGACAUCCCGGCGAACGACGAGGAACAAUGCAGCAGCUGCCGACCGGCCCAAGAUCAACGAGGCCGAUUUGGAGGGCAAGUCGCCGGAAGAGGUUGAGAUGCUGAAGACAAUGGGAUUCUGCACGUUCGACACCACCAAAAACAGGAAGGUCGAGGGCAACGAUGUCGGAGAAGUGCAUGUAAUCUUAAAGCGAAAAUACCGUCAGUAUAUGAAUCGCAAGGGUGGCUUCAACCGGCCGCUCGACUUCGUUGCCUAGCCAGCAGUCCCUGGCCGAAUCCUUAACCUCAGCCCAACUAGUUUGCUACGCUUUUUUACUUGUCCGUACGCCGCCUGGCGACGGACGAAGACCUGCAAUUUUAUGCAAUAGACCGGUUUACGAAAUUCUGCCAGUUUUUGGCCCAAUCAAAAUUUCCACUCACCAUGCAAGACCUUUUGCAAGACAGCCCCUAACUGUUGUCUGCGACACUCAUACCUCAAUUAGUUAUUUAGUAGUUUAAGCCUGAAGUGCGAGUGCGCUUUUUGUUAUAAAAUUAGCCCUGGUUAAUUUUACAACAAAUAUCUGGGGCCGAAAGCAAGUCCAACCAACCAACCCGAACAAUGGUUGGGUAGGGAAAAGUAUGCUUUUAGCUGCAGUUACAACGCACCACGAUUGCUUUUUGAAUAUUUCAAAGUAAUUAACAAUUGUUUUUGUUGACAUCUCGCCAUUUUGUACGAAUACGAAUUAACUGAAGCCAGCCUGAGACCGAAAUUCACAACAGCAAAAUUUCCAAAUGCACACACAGACAAUUACUUAAAGUAUUUGAAAACCACACCACAAACUCAAUGAAACCUCAACCUAUCCACAAUCCACAAUCCUUGUCCCAAUCCUUUUCCUCCAUGAACCAUGAACCAACAAACUUCCUCCAUACGCUGCAAUAGUACAAGUUUUACAACCAAACCAAAAUAUAUAUCAAAUAUAUAUUUUAUAUAUAAA